This is a messenger RNA of Salmo salar (Atlantic salmon), 2290 nucleotides long. Its product is annotated as coiled-coil domain-containing protein 183. NCBI's taxonomy places the organism in Eukaryota, Metazoa, Chordata, Actinopteri, Salmoniformes, Salmonidae. The record is from RefSeq and is a predicted model, not a curated record.
CUUUUUUAGCUCGAGACCCAAAUGAGAAAUUGGGCUGCCCCAAAUCGUCCUCCAAUGACCCAAAUGAAUAACAAGUAGUGCACUUUCGUAAAUUGCUUCCAGUGUGUCUGAGUGGUUUUGGGUUGUUCGUAAAUUCGGAGCGUUCGGCAGGUUGAUCAGAGCGUUCUGACCUCACAUUGGCAGUGAAGCACCCAAACUAUUGACAAGUUGGCUCGCUUGGUAGCUACAUCCAGACAAAAUUGCGAGAACCUCACUAACCAUUUUGCUCGCCCUAUCAGAGCUGGUUGGGCUGUUUUCAUGUUAUCUAGAGCGACUGUAAACGUGUUGCUGGCAACAAUUGAAUGACGGUUUUUUUUUUGGCCCACGUUUACUGCGCGUUUGUAAAUGCAUUAGUUAUUCUGCGCCCUGGCACUCAGACGAGAGUGCUCUGAAAUCGGAGUAGAUAGUUACAGUGAAUUUACGAACGCACCUAGCUACCUACCUCACGUGCCUGUUAUGAAAUACGUAUUUAUGUUUUAUUAUGACAUCUCAAUAGAACGAUAUAGAUCACUACAGGAUAUUGUCAUACGCGUGGCAGAAACCUAUUGAAAAUCGCGGACGAUAAAACAAAUGUCGUGCAGCAAAAUACAGGGCAGUAUGCAGUCAGCGGAUACAGAGCAGCCAAGGAAGCUGACUCUGGAAGAGCAGCGACUCCGCAUACAACAAUUAGAGCGGCAGACCCAGGCAGAGUACAGUGCUGCCAAGGAGAUUUUAGAGAACGAUCAGAAAGCCCCACGAGGUGGAAGGACCCUGAGCAGAUCACUGCCCAAGCCAGGACUGUCAAUGGAGAGCAUUGUGGAGCGGGAGAAGCGUAGGCGGUGUACUCUGAUAGAGCAGCACAACGGGUUGCAGUGUUCCGUGAGGGGUAAGGGGUCUCAGCUGCUGGAGAUGGAGCAGGCCAUGAAAGCCCUGGUGCUGGACUCCAAUACGGACGGAGACGAGCAGCACUACGACCAGCGUGUGAGAGAGCUGGAAAACAGUCUAGAAAAGAUGACCAUCAAAAUCACAGAGGCUGAGAGGAUCCAAAAAACCUACCUGCAAGUCUGUGACCACCUACAUCGGGAGGUGCGUGAGAUGCCCAUGGCUCUGGAUCAGCUGCAGAACUCAGUGGUCAGCGGGCAGACAGAGCUGGGAAAGGUGGCCCACAUGUCUCACACCGCAGUGGCUGCUGUGGACUGCACUAAGCUGGUUCAGAUGGAGAGGCAGCUAAUGGUGGAACGCAGGAUGAUGGAGAAGGAGUUGAGUGAAAGGAGAGGAGUGAAAGAGAAGGAGGUGGAGGGUCGGCUGGAGAGAGAGAGGGAGGGAGAGCGACGAAGCAGCAAAGGAGCUCAGAAGUUGAAAGAGCAGGUUCGAAGAGGGACUAUCAGAGAGGGACUGGCUGAAGAGACAGCUCAUAUCAGAGCCCAGCAGACCACCCCUGUCUCCUCUACUCCCCAGUCCAUAGUCAAACUGGUGGAGGAUAUUGAUGCUCUGAGAGAAGCUCUCAGCUGCACUGAUCUGCAGGAGCUGGAAACACGGCUGGUCUCUCAGAAGGCCAUAAGGGAGCAGCUGCACAACCAGAUGACCCAGUGUGAGGAGCUGGUCAGGCAGAGCAUGGAGACCUUGGCUGCCUUGGAGCUCCAGUACGCCCAGCUCAAGUUUAGCGUUGGACCCAGCUCUGACAGGUUUGAGCGGCUGAAGGAGGAAAUGCAGGCGGAGCUUGAGCAGGAAGAGGAGCGUUGCAGCCAUUGGGAGGACAAGCUUGAAAAGGCCCAAUCAGUGCUGCAUGGGGUGGAGAAGGGUGUCAACAACCUGUUCUUCAGGAUGAGCUGCGUGCAAGUCAAGGACUCUCCCAGGGAGUUGGGGGGUCUGGAUGCAAUAGAGAAGCUGAGGGAAAUUGGCGCCCGUCUGCCCACACUGCAGACCACAGCUUCAGAGAAGACUGAGGAAAACACAGCUGACCAUGAGAAGGUGUGGAGCUUCCUAGAGCAGAGCACCAUGAUGGAGCCCAGGAACUACAAGAGGGCCAGCAGCCCUGUGUAUGACAGUACCUCAGAAGAUACAUUCCAGUUCCGCAGUCAGGAGGAGGACUGCUCCAUGUCCCGCGAGGAGAUCAAGCGUCGCAGCAUCCAGCUGAUCGAGGUGCACCAGCCAAAGAAGAAAGCCCAGAGGAGCAACACUAAGAGCUAGAGACAAACUCCAGCUGUGGCCCUCUAUAUCCUACAGGGAGUAAGGCUGAGGAAAUAAUAAACAGGCUCAUAGUAUGAUUUUA